Diatraea saccharalis (sugarcane borer) is the source of this 3356-nucleotide messenger RNA. NCBI's taxonomy places the organism in Eukaryota, Metazoa, Arthropoda, Insecta, Lepidoptera, Crambidae. The record is from the annotation of a GenBank genome assembly.
CUAAGCAAUUUUACAGCGAACAUUGUUUUUUAUGUCAAGCUUAAUUGGAAUUAACUAUUUUUUUUUUGUUACAGACAUACAAAAUGGGUUGUCUGUUGUUAUUCUUCUCUUUUCUACUGAUCUCAACUGUUUCUGCUCAAACCGAAACCGAACCACCGACAACGGUAACGAGUAAAGCGCCCCCCACCACUACUCUGACUUCAACCUCGACGAUCGCUUGGGAGGAAACCCUGAAUGAGGGGCAGGCCAUCCAGAAAGCACUGCAGUACUUGUUGCAACACCGCCAGCCGGACUGGGGAUGGGGAAAUGAUACACACCAUGUCAUGCUGACACUACAGUUGGCCAACAAUACCGGUAAGGAGAUAGAGCAACAAGGUCUGGAGAUGCAGCUGUCAGCCAAGCAGAUGGAAAUUGAGAUACUGCUUAUGAUGUCAAAACAUCACGAGUCGCCUCCUCCACUUGGUCGACUAGCCGCCUACACGUUGGCCCUAGGAGCGUUGUGCAAAGACCCUCGAGCGUUUUAUGGGCGAGACUUGGUGGCGGCCCUGUUGCACCGGGAGCCACCUCACGACCUCGAGUUUGCGUAUGCGACCUUAGCCGCCUGCUCCUCUGCUGCUCAUGUACGCCGCCGACAUAUAAGACGACUGUUGGACAUCGCCAAUGCUGCCGCAGACCACAGCCUAGACACUAUAUCGAUGGUGAUAUUGGCCCUACGGUGCGUGGUGCAGGACCACCGUCACCGCAGCCUGCUUCACUUCGUGCGGCGGCCCAUGGCGGGACUCGCGAGGCAACAACACCCCGACGGCAGCUUCGGACCGCUCACCACCACCGCUCUGGCUAUACAGGCUUUGGAGGACUCGGACAGCGGCCCCGGCGCGCACCAGCACUGGAGCCUGCCGGGCGCGCGGCGCUGGCUGCUGGAGCGGCAGCGGGGGGACGGCGGGUGGGGGGACGCCGCGCGCACCGCCGCCGCCGUGGCCGCGCUCACGCCCGCCUCGCUGGCCGCCGUGCGCCCGCCGCACUGCAGCGACAAGCUGCUCGACAACCGCCACGAGCCGCUAGACAGCAACGGAGGUGACGGCAGUCUGAAGUUAGCUUACCAAUCGGGGCAGACCGCCAACGACUCGGAGGCGCGGAACGUCUCCUUCACGUACACGCUGUGGCUCGGCACCAAUGUUACAGAGAACUACACCUUGCACAUGGUCGCUCCCAGAAACAUAUCGUUCUACCACGUGAUGCAAAUGGCCGCGGAACAAAACCCUAAGUUCAAGUUCGAAGCGAGCGAGUGGCCCAACGGUCACUACGUGCACACGCUCGCGACGCACAAGGAGGAGCCGAUGGGCUACCACUACUGGCUGCUGUACCGCCUGCCCGAGACGCCCGACCCCGCCGCGCCGCCCGGCAACCAGCUCGUGGCGCCCGUCGGUGUGGACGACUUACUAGUAGAAGACGGAGAACACUACCUGUUCUGGUACAAGAAGCUGUAAUUGCAUACAUUUGCCUCUUCGAACACGACUCAACUUUUAUACGUAGACUUUAAUCUUUAUACAUUUAUUUCUUCUUAGUUUCAAUCAACUAUCAAGUCAUAGUAUAUCGAAUAGUGCAUUUAAAUAUUUCAUAGAAUAUUCUAUCUUGUAAGCGACUCGUUUUUAAAAAUAGCAACUAACAUAGCACAAUGAAUAUUGUAGUUGAAAUUAAUAAAUCUUGUCGAUAUUAUUAUAUAUAAGAAGUUUAAAAAGAAGGAAUACCCGGCUUAUGCCUCAUGCAUUGAUUUUGUUUUUAUUUAAUAUAAAACGAAAGGAUACAUCAAACUAAUAAUCAUUCGAGAUUCUAAAGGAUCUUUAAUAUCAAAAUAAAAAAGUUGUCUUCUUAUCCCACUGUUGGUUUCAAUGAAUUGCAUAGCACCGCGCCUCUGUUAAAGCGUCAAACUCUGCAAUAGAAUCAAUAAUAAUGCUGAGCAACAAUAAAAGAAAAUAAAUUUUCAAUAUUCUUAAAAAGAAAUUUUCAAUAUUCUUUCAGCUACAUAAUACGCGGGUGAUGUAAUUUACAUAUAAUUAAUGCAAGCGAAGUCGCGGGAAAACAGCUAGUAAAAUAAACAUGUUUAUUGCAUAUUAUUGUUAUGAUACAUAUCGAGUUAUCAAAUUUAAAAACAUUUUUCACGGUAAUAUUCAAUCUCUAAUAGUUUCACUAAUCCCAUAGGCUUAAAAUAGUUAAAGUUACAUUAUUUUCUACUUAGCGUAAGUUUGAAAGAGCUGUUAGAUGCUAUUGCUUGGUAAUGCUAUGGAAGGUUAAUUCUUUUAGCUGAUAAUGAUACGAUAUUUAAACUCGCCGUACUCUCUACGCCAGCUCACCGCACCAGUGCAACUUCUGCGUCCAAUUCCUGUGUUGACAUAGUAUUCAGCGUGUGUACUCUUAAAAAAAUUCCAUUAAUUAUAUUUAUAUAAAGAUCUGACCCCUGAGGCUGCUAAUCAGAAUGAACCAAGCAUCGCAAGGCACGAUCUUAAACGUACGAGCUUGGUUUACGCUUACUUAAUAUCUCUUCAUUUUCUAUUUAAUCGUUAAAGGUAUCUUGACCUUCCGUCACCUAGGCACGAUCUUAAACGUACGAGCUUGAUAUACGCUAACUUAAUAUCUCUUCAUUUUCUCUUUGAUCGUGAAAGGUAUCUUGACGUCGUAACACCUGAGUAGGUAGGAAUAUACAUAUACAUAUUUCUAUGUCGUGCGUAUUGUGUUCUCUCGCGACCAAAAUCUACUUUUAAAGUAUUUUACUAUGAUAUGUAUUAUAGUAAGUACAUAUAUUAGUGGCAGGUUCUAAUAAAGUUUAUUUUUCUUUCCUGUUUGUGCAAUUCAGUAAAAUGUCACCAUUAUCUCUGAAGGGUAAUAAUCCUUUUAUUUCACUAUAAAUCUUUUUUAAGCUUUGUACAAAAAUGACAGCCAAAAAUGACGCAGGGGUGGGGAAAAAGGCAUGUACUGCAUUCAUGCUAGAGACUCAUAAGCUUUUAAUCUGAUAUAAUGGUAAAGUUUACUUAUUAAUAUGAAAUUAAUGUAAUAUUGCAUAUUGUCAAUAGUUUUUAAAUCUAAUUAAUUAUCUUAGGUGAGACUGACAAUUCGAUGUUAUGGUAGAUCGAGAAUAUGAGUGUAUACCUAACAUUUUUCAUCGUAAAUUUGUUUUUCAUUGUGACAUUCACCUACUGAAUGGUUUAAUAAAAAAUAAAAUAAAAAUAUUGUGUUAUUAUUUGUAUAUUAUGCUACCAAAAAUAAAACGCUUAGAUGUAAAGCCCGCCUAACAGUUAAAUAUUAAUUUUAAGUAAUUAUACACAAACGUAAUUAAUAAAUGUUACGUUUAUUUCCAAUGU